AUGGCAAGAUCAUCGAUGUUGAGCAAUGGAUAUUCAGAUUUGAAGAAAGAAGUACUGAUGCGGCCCCAGCGCCAUUUAACACCUGGUUUCCUUCCAAGUGGAGAGUCAGAUGAAGAAGUCAGCAUCAUCCGAAGGACCAAGAGAGCUCGUCUGAGUCGUCCAAAUCCUUUCGCUCCUCAUACCAGGGUUAGGGCACCCAGAGCCAAAAGGGUUCGAGGAGAUGCGGAAAGAGAAGAAGAGGAAAGUGAUCACGACUUCAUUCCUGUUACAAUGGUUAGGGCAUCCAGAGCCAGAAAAAGUCAAGGAUACGCGGGAAGAGAAGAAGAUGAAAGUGAUAGUGACGUAGGUGAAGUAGAUCGCUAUCGUGACAGGAGUGAAGAAGGAGAUCGCUAUCACGACAGGAGUGAAGAAGGAGAUCGCUAUCACGACAGGAGUGAAGAAGAAGAUCGCUAUCGUGACAGGAGUGAAGAAGAAGAUCGCUAUCGUGACGGAAGUGAAGAAGAAGAAAGAGAAGAAGAUAAAAUCGAAGUUGAAGACGAAGAGGAAAAUAAUGAAAGGUCUGAUAAAACUAUCAUAACCCUAACUGACCCAGAUCUGUUUGAAUGCCCAAUUUGCUAUGAACCUUUGACCAUCCCUGUCUUCCAAUGUAAUCAAAAUGGGCAUAUAGCUUGCUCCUCUUGCAUCGGCAAAAUUAAUAACAAAUGUCCCUCCUGCUCCGGGUCCAUUUGCUCUAAUCGUUGCCGUGCAAUUGAGAAGAUCCUUAAAUCAGUUUCAACAAUAUCAUGCCGAAAUGCCAAGCAUGGAUGCAAAGAGUCGGUCACUUAUGACAAAAGAAGUGAACAUCUAAAGACAUGUGUGUACUCGCCUUGUUCAUGUCCCCAUCUAGGCUGUGACUUUGUCGCUUCAUCCAAGCAGAUAUGUCAACACUUCAGGCGUAAACAUUUUGGUUCGGCAAAACGAUUCGAGUACCACUGCAGUUUUCCAGUUACCUUAUCAGCUACUGACAAAUUUGUGGUUUUCCAAGAAAAGAAUGAAGGUGAAUUAUUUGUUCUCAAGAACCAUUGUGUUAAAGAUCUAGGAAAUGCCGUGAUGCUUAGCUGUAUUCAACCCAGCUCCACAGGAGGUUUCUUCUAUGACCUUGUUGUAAAAACUAAGGGAAAUCGCCUAAGAUUACAGGCUUUCACAAAGAGCACUCCAAGAAUUAUAAUUGAUGACAGCCCUCCUAAAACAGGUUUCCACUUAAUCCCAACUGAUUAUAUCAGUUCUUGCGGCCAGCUUAAGAUGGAUCUCUGCAUAUGGCCUGAGGAUGACCACCCUAUAUCCAUCCUUUGAAAGCAUCGGUGUGCUGUUUCUUAAUGUUUUACGAUCCACUUUUUAAUUAACAUUGGAAAAGAUUGUUUGGUACUCGGUAUCAAUUUGAUUAGUGUCUAAUGCAAGGCUUAGCCUUGUUAGUUUUUCAUGUACU
Molecule: messenger RNA, 1465 nt
Organism: Pyrus x bretschneideri (Chinese white pear)
Lineage: Eukaryota; Viridiplantae; Streptophyta; Magnoliopsida; Rosales; Rosaceae
Product: E3 ubiquitin-protein ligase SINA-like 7
Exons: 1
Coding region: 1-1332 (443 amino acids)
Molecular function (GO): zinc ion binding
Source: RefSeq, a predicted model, not a curated record